CAGUUGUCAUGGUAACAGCUCAGGCCAUCGCCAUUUUGUCAGAAGUUUUUUUUUUCUGCCGAUUCUUUUCAAAUAUUCUCCCUUCCCGCCGGAAUAAUGAAAUCACUGGAUAUACCAUUUACAUUUGUGUUGAAAACAUUGGGUCGAAUUGAUCGGAUUAAGAAAAUCAAAAGGCAAAUGAUUUAGCAUAGUUUCAAUAUAUUCGGGCGAAGCUACACUUACUCGCCUGCCCGUGUCUGUGGUCUACGUUACCGGGCCGGUUCACUGCGCAGGUUUGGAACGCGCGCCAUUUUGUGAAAAUUGACAUACAAAUUAUUGUCCAAAAUAAUCGUAUCUGUUAGGGCAGUAUAUUUGUUUAAUGUUUUUGAUGUCUUCGUUUUUUUUGUUAUGACUGCAUACGUCCGUUUUUUUUCCGUGUUGAACUAGCAAGAAUACGAACAAUAUUGAUGUAACAACAUUUAUUUAGCGGUUGAAUUGCUGUUGCUCGGGAGCUAGCGUUAGCUACAGUACAGACUCUUUCUGGCUACCGUUGCUAGUUAUCCACGUUAGUCAGGUAGCAUGCAAGUUAUCUACCUAAUGAGUUAGUUGGCUUUAGCUAGACAUCAACUGAUGGUCGUCGAAGUUGAGUGGACGCAUUUGGUCCUCAAUAAGUUUUACUCGGCUGGCCAAUCUUUUUGACUUGGCUGGCCAGUGGAGGAGACCAUCUUCGCGAUACGGGAAUUGGGGUGUCUGUGACUGCUAACGCUAACGUUAGCUGGCGACUGGGGAGUGGAGAAACUCAAAGUGGAUAAGUUGCCUCAUCAUACAGGUUAUUUGACUUUAAAUGAAGAUCGUGCCAUCAGAGUGGGUUGUGGUUUGCUGCUGGACUCUCCUCCACAGGAUGAUAUGACAUUUUACAGGAGACGAUGCAUCCAGGAGGAGAGACUUCAGCAUGCAAACCUUCGUCCGUCCGGCUUGCGCCCUCUUUUUCUUUCCACGCUGCUGGUCUUCAGAUGGCUGCUCCAAUGCCCCAUACGCACCAGCAGUACAGUGACCGCCACCAGCCGAGCACUGACCAAACUGCUGCGGUCCUACCAUAUAGCGAACAGACGCAACAGCUCACUGCCAACCCGAGGCACAUGCCCCAGUGCUUUCGUGACCCUACUUUGGCUCCCCUGCGGAAGCUCUCCAUAGAUCUAAUCAAAACUUAUAAACACAUCAAUGAGGUGUAUUAUGCAAAGAAGAAGCGACGACACCAAACGGGACAGGGUGAAGACUCCAGUCACAAGAAAGAGAGGAAGGUCUUCAAUGAUGGCUAUGAUGAUGACAACUACGAUUACAUCGUCAAAAAUGGGGAGAAGUGGAUGGACCGCUAUGAGAUUGACUCCUUGAUUGGCAAAGGGUCAUUUGGACAGGUUGUUAAGGCAUAUGACCGUGCAGAGCAGGAGUGGGUUGCCAUCAAGAUAAUCAAGAACAAGAAAGCUUUUCUCAAUCAAGCCCAGAUUGAAGUGCGCCUCCUAGAGCUCAUGAACAAACAUGACACAGAGAUGAAAUACUACAUAGUUCACCUAAAACGUCACUUCAUGUUCCGGAACCACCUCUGCCUGGUGUUUGAGAUGCUCUCCUACAACCUGUAUGACUUGCUGAGGAACACCAACUUCCGUGGAGUCUCUCUCAACCUGACCAGGAAAUUUGCCCAGCAGCUUUGCACUGCGCUGCUGUUCCUUGCCACACCUGAGCUCAGCAUCAUCCACUGUGACCUGAAGCCUGAGAACAUCCUGCUGUGCAACCCCAAAAGGAGCGCCAUCAAGAUAGUGGACUUUGGCAGCUCUUGCCAACUGGGACAGAGGAUAUACCAGUACAUCCAGAGUCGUUUCUAUCGCUCCCCAGAGGUGCUGCUGGGAAUGCCUUAUGACCUGGCUAUUGAUAUGUGGUCCCUGGGCUGCAUCUUGGUGGAAAUGCACACUGGAGAGCCACUCUUCAGUGGAGCGAAUGAGGUGGACCAGAUGAAUAAAAUUGUUGAAGUUCUUGGUGUCCCCCCUAAUCACCUUAUGGACCUAGCCCCAAAAGCCAGGAAGUUCUUUGAGAAGCUAUCGGAUGGCACAUGGAGCGUGAAGAAGACCAAAGAUGGCAAAAGGUAUAAGCCUCCAGCUUCUCGGAAGCUCCACUCCAUCCUCGGUGUGGAAGCCGGGGGCCCAGGUGGCCGCCGGGCAGGGGAGUCUGGCCAUGCUGUCGCUGACUACUUGAAGUUCAAGGAUCUCAUUCUGCGGAUGCUGGACUACGACCCCAAGAGCCGCAUUCAGCCCUACUAUGCCCUGCAGCACAGCUUUUUCAAAAAGACUGCAGAUGAGGGAACCAACACGAGCAGUAGCGUGUCCACGAGCCCAGCGCUGGAGCAGUCCCAGUCCUCUGGAACUACCUCUAGCACUUCCUCCAGCUCAGGAGGUUCUUCUGGGACAAGUACCAGCGGCAGAGCAAGGUCAGAUCCCACCCAUCACCACCUGCACAGUGGAGGGCACUUUGGCACGGCACUGCCACCCAUUGACGGUGACACCCUCUGUCCUCAGGCAAGAAAGCCUUACCCUCCCCCUUUGGUGUGGGGAGGCGGUGUUGGACCAGAGCCGGUGGCUGGAGAAACCCACCCAGUACAGGAGACCACCUUCCAUGUCCCCCCACAGCACCCCAAGGCCCUGCAUCCCCACUCCCACCCACAUCACCACGGGCAGGUGAUGGCCACCCGGCCCCGCCCGCGGCACUACGCCUCCCCCACACACAGCGCCUCCACACAGGACUCCAUGGAGGUGGUGCAUGGCCAUCUGUCAAUGACCUCCCUGUCUUCCUCGGCCUCCUCUUCCUCCACAUCUUCCUCUUCCACUGGGAACCAUGGCAACCAGACCUAUCAGCUCCGCCACCUGCCUACCGGUGCCCUGGACUUUGGGCACAACGGCGGGCUUAGCAUGGGGCUGGGUGCCUUCUCCAAUCCCCGGCAGGAGACAGGCAUGGCAGUGCACCCCGCAUACCCUAUGGGCACAAACACAGGGCCGGCCCACUACCUAGCAGAGGGCCAUCUGAGUAUGAGGCAGGGCAUGGACCGGGAGGAGUCUCCCAUGACUGGAGUGUGUGUGCAGCAGAGUUCCAUGGCCAGCUCGUGACUGCACUGACAUUUGGCUGUGUGUCCCCCUGUGCGUCAUUUUUGAGGUGGUGUUUUUUACUACAAGUGUGUCGAACAAAAGCUGCUCAUGUCAGAAGGGAGAUAUCACUGAACCGCUACUACAGAGAAGAACCUUUGUUAAAAGUAUAUAUGUAAUUUCCAUCAUUUUUACUUUUGCAAUCGUUAGGCUCAGUGGCUUAGUAAUAUUGCAGAAUAACCAUAGUAAAAUUGAGACCAUCUGCCAUUUCACAUAAUUCAUGUAACAAAUAACCACCAUCUGUUAUUAUAUGGCAAAAUCUUCUGGUGAGCAUUUUGGAAUAAAGUUGGAAGUUUUACAGGUAGCUGUCAGUAAUGAAAUGCUAACACAUCAUCUUAGUUCAAACUCCGGAACGUCUGACAUUUCUGUUCCACUGGUUGUUGAUUGUUUUACCCUUUUUAAAGUGAAAUUUCACAGAAGAGCUGCUUGUAAAACCUGUAGCUUGACCAGGACAAAAGUGUUUGCGGUGAUAUUUCGUGUUGUCAGUUGGUAUUAUAUAACUCUGUGUGAGUGAGGAGCACAUAGCAGUGAAGUUCUCUAGUGUGUGCUGGCCCAGACAGUGGAUGGGAUGCCCCCGCAGGUGGAAGAUACCCACUUGAAUUGAUUCGGGGAGUUCUGGGGAGAGGGUAGCCGUACCCCCCUCGGGACCAGAGCCCCUGGGGCACUGUAAGCUGGGUCCAGCCCUGCCCUGGCACAGUCGAGAGCAGAGAUGGGAUAUGGAGACAGAAGGAUUUGGCCCAUUGCGGGGAAGACUGGUUGUCAGUCAUCGGUUCUGAGAUAAGAUAACCCUUUGGCCUUACGACUCUGGACUUGGAACGGGAUGGAGCUGGACAUUAUCAUUUGAAUUAAGCUGGCUUUCCUCUAUUUUUAUCUCUAGACAGCCCUUAAUUCUUAAAAGAGAAUUAACAACAUAGAAAAGGUAAUUAAAAUGUUUUUGAGGCCUUUCUCUACAAAGAUUUAUCAUUAAUGGGGCCCCACAUAACAGGGUCUUCUUGUACACACCAACCUCCUAAAUAUGACUUCCUUAAUGUUAAGGAUUUUGCAGUAGAAAGAACUAUCUGUUCCAGAGUCCCUACUUUUUUUGGUUACUUUUCCCCGUUUGCAUGUAGUUCCUCAUCUGAACACCUGCACAAAUGUCUAUUCAUCCUAAACAUUGAAACUAAAAAUAAUUGAGUUAAGUGACUGCCUUUUUUUCUCCUCAAAUUAUGCUGUGAAUUAUACAAGAAUUUAUUUUCCCUUUUUGGAUAUUUUUUUUAUACCAAAGCAGUUGUUUUAUAGCAUUUUAGGUGUCUGUAACCAAUAAUGUAGCAGUUCACCACUUUUGACGCAAAGUUUAUCAAGAUCUUAUUUUAACGUCAAUACAAAACAGCUGCAAUAUAUUGCUUUAGCAAAACUGGAAACUGUUGUUGAACUUAACUGUUAGCUACCUUAUAUUCUGAGUAGAUUUUGUUGCAAAAUGUUGACAAACUUGUUUCCAUAUUAAUUGGUAGGUUAUUUUUGGGAGUCUUUUUAAACCUGGGUAUGUUUAGAGACAUUGGUAGUUACUCUGCAGGCUCCGGAGUAGCAGAAUUUUUGAAGCUGAUGGUUCACGGAGACAACUGCAUUCUAUUUCUGCACCCCCCCCCCCCCUCCCCACGGAUACUAUUUCAAAGGGUUUAGCUGCUUUUCAUACAUCAUUUGGUCAACAUGCUAGCUACUGCCAUGAAACUCAAGACUAUUUUAGUCUCAUUAUCCUGGUAGUGUAUAGACAGUUGCAGUAAAUCUGAUUUUCUAAAUUAUUUGGAGUAAUUUGGCAGGGCAUCUCCUUGUAAGCCUGGCCCUAUUCAAAGGGAAAGGGUGUAUGUCAGCACUCUUACUAACAUCCUGAACAUGCGUGCUCAACUUAGGCAGACAUGCAUGUCCAUAAAACUUUAGAACAGGCGUUUUUAUUUUAAAUCAGGGAUUAUGAAGUGCUUAUUUUGUCUGUUUUGUUUUUUGUCAACUCUGGAAAAGUAACAAGACCAAAGUCCUGCUCAUAACAGCCUAAGUUAAACACAGACUGCAGGACACCCUUUCAUCAUAAUAUUUCAGAGGAGAGACCAUCACAAGGGCAAAUCAUGCUUGGUAUAAUGGCAAACUCAAAUGUAAAGCUACCUGUAAUUAUAUUUUUGUUCAUCUGAAUGUUAAGGUUAUAAUCAUAAUCAUUUUUCAUACCCCCCAUGAUUUGAAAUUCAGAAACUGGCAGUGGUUUUGCUGGCACUCAUACUGGUACUAAACAUUCCAAAAUAAAGAUUACAAAAAUGUACUUGAGUGACUCUUAAGUGUGCGCCUGUUUAAGAUCAUGCUGAUUGACCUCUGAUCUAGUGCAGUUGUCAUGAAAUGCAGCCCCUUUUUAAUAGUUGAAAUAGAAUUUAUGUAUAUAAUUAUAUUUUUUUAAUAAAGGAAGUAUAGAACGCACUACCUUGCUCCUGCUGGUAUGUUGAUUAUGUUUGUCAAUUUUGGUGACCAUCUAGUGGGCAGGCUCUCCUCUGUUUUCGUAGUCAGUGGUGUAACGUGGCCUUUGGGCAAAGGUACUUGACUACAUCAGGACAACAUUAUGAGGUAGGGUUUGAAUCAAAUUGGAAAAGUAACAUCUUCAGACCUUAAUUUUCACAGGGUAUAUUGUAAGUGCAUGUACAUCUACAAACCUGACUUUUUGGUUGUAUGAGAAGCACAUGGUUGAAAAAAGUGGUUCCAUUUUCCACAAGGCUGUUAUGUUGGUGGGUUUCACACAAAUGUUUGAGUAUUUGUUAUCAUAUCCUUCACCCUGCAGUUGCCCAAGUCCUCUGAUUUCAGUUGAAUAUACUUUCCUUAAUUUUUUGAUUUCACACGAUCACAUCUUUUGUACACGCAACAUGCACUAUAAAACUGAACAGCAUGGGAAAGGAUAAGUCCAUGUAUCCACAGAUUGUAAGAUCUAGUCAAGACUUUGCUGUGUAUAUGACAAUGCCCUUUGUAUUAUAUUAAGACAGUCUUAUGUAUGAUAUAAAAAGAAGUUAAUUGAA
Molecule: messenger RNA, 6190 nt
Organism: Esox lucius (northern pike)
Lineage: Eukaryota; Metazoa; Chordata; Actinopteri; Esociformes; Esocidae
Gene: dyrk1ab
Product: dual-specificity tyrosine-(Y)-phosphorylation regulated kinase 1A, b
Exons: 12
Coding region: 906-3131 (741 amino acids)
Biological process (GO): peptidyl-serine phosphorylation; protein autophosphorylation; peptidyl-threonine phosphorylation
Cellular component (GO): nucleus
Molecular function (GO): transcription coactivator activity; protein serine/threonine/tyrosine kinase activity; protein serine/threonine kinase activity
Source: RefSeq, a predicted model, not a curated record